Molecule: messenger RNA, 3745 nt
Organism: Nematostella vectensis (starlet sea anemone)
Lineage: Eukaryota; Metazoa; Cnidaria; Anthozoa; Actiniaria; Edwardsiidae
Product: orexin receptor type 2
Exons: 4
Coding region: 1607-2758 (383 amino acids)
Biological process (GO): G protein-coupled receptor signaling pathway
Cellular component (GO): membrane
Molecular function (GO): G protein-coupled receptor activity
Source: RefSeq, a predicted model, not a curated record
AUUACUUUCCUGAGUAGUAUUUUGACUACAUUUUAUUUCAAACGAUUGCGGCACAGUUUGCUUCGAUGGGAUCGACCCACUUACCUUCCCGUUGGAUACAACAAUAAAGCAUUACCGACCAUUAAUAUGAUAAACAAGGGCUACAUAUCUCUGGUUUGCCGCGCAGUUGCCUGUGGGACCGAAACGUCUAGACAAAUCAGCCUAAAAUAAGCUUACGGCCACUGAAAGAGUAAGCGUCAAUAUUUACGCGCCACUCACCACAUUGUAUUAAGAAAAGGAUUACGAGUUACCGGCUCCAAAUUAGCUGCCUUGUUAGAUGUCGUAUAACCCUAAUCCGAUUUCUACAGUAAUGGGGAGUAGACGGCGUUAUGAUUAGCUACAUACUGCACGAAACUUAAGCAUUCUGUCAUUCUUUAUGGUACACAAAAAAGAUGGCGAACUAAAACCAAAACACACUUUGAGAACUUGCCUUCCGCGUAGCCCCUACCUUGGGAGAUGCUUUUGGAUUUCAUCUGAAAAAGAGACUGUUAAAAACGGUUAUAUCCUUAUCCUUACUUACGUGGAGGUAAUACUUUUAUCUUCAGUAUAAGCUGUACCAUAGUCUCUCCGGGCUUAGAGAAAAAUAAUAAGUGGGUACCAUCUAACAUCUUCGUUUACUCUCAUAGCUUUUAAGUAAUAACAUUCAUUUUCAGCGCUUUGAAGCCUUUACUAUCGUCCAGUUUCUUUUGUGUACAUUUCUUGUUGUUUGGUUUUCCCUUAAUGACCGAAAGCUGUCCAAAUCGGACAGAAUAUUAAAAAAAAGAAACUAUCUGCAAUAAAAAGGGGAACUGGAAAAGACGCGUAUCACAUUAAAUGCAUUUUUUCCUCCAUUGUGUACAAUUGAAAACAGGCCAAAACAAACUAACACAGUUUAUCUCUCACGAGAAAUUACGUCUCUCUUUCGUCAAUCAUAAUCCAUACAACUACGAGUUGCUAAGCAAAGUAAAUUAAGUUUUUUUUUCUGGUGUUGUUUAUUUGAAAGCGUGAAACCGGCAUUGAUUUAGACCCCAGUAACCUUAAGAGCCUUGAUCGAAUAUCCAACUGGACAAAAGCGAUAAUCGCUUCUUGAUAUUGAUCUUAAACAAUAGAAUAAAUGGCACUUGUCAUUCAUAACGCCUACACAAUUGAGUUAAGAGAUCAUAGUUUUCUAGAGAAUGGUGCUAAUUGGUUUGGCAGAAUCAAGCAGGAGUACUGUAGCGGGGAUCUUGAUCAAAAGGAUAAAAUGUGAAGAUGUGAAACAUUGCAGUGAUCCACUAUAAAAUGUUGGAAGAUAAAGGCACUGAUUGAUGCUUUUCGAGAUGAAAAUACAAGGCCACUUUGCGGUCGUACCACUACUACACUAACAACUAAAAGCUUUACUGGACAUCGAAAAUCCAAAGUAAACGGUCAAUAAAUGGACACUUUCAAUCGCUGAUCGUGAAAAGCAAAAACGUAACAGUCUUCCCUUGCGAGGCGCUAAGAAGGCAAGUCGUGCCAAAGCAGCCGUAACACUAGUUCCUCAUCUUAAUAAAGCAGCCAAAUAAAGAAAACAGCACAUAUAGAACCGCGCGCACGGGGUUAAUAAAGCAUGGAGAAUUCCACAGACUUCAUACGCACGACCAAUACGACACCUACGGCAGGGGACCUGACGGCCUUGCGCGUGGCCGAGUAUUCUCUCUUCGCCAUCAUCUUCAUCGUGGGAGUUGUCGGAAAUAGCCUCGUCUGCCUGGUGAUCUUCAAAACGCCGAACAUGCGCAAUACCAGGAACUACUUGAUAGUGAACCUGGCUAUUGCUGAUAUCACUGUGGCAUUGGUGUGUAUCCCAUUUGACGUGGUUAUCAGGGUGUAUGGGGACACGUGGGUCUUGGGCGCGGCCAUGUGCAAGAUGGUCUGGCCGUCGAUGACUUUUGUGGCAACGUGUUCUGCUGCGACGCUGGCGGCAAUCAGUUUUGACAGGUACCGCGCGGUGGUUCACCCGUGGAAACCGCGCCUCAGCAUGCGCCAGACUCUAGCCGUUAUCGUGAGCACGUGGCUGGUCUCUUUCCUUGUAGUGUUACCCUACAUUCUAGUGCUAGGGAUGGACGGACACUCCUGCACUGAGUUCUGGUUAAAAGACAUCCACCGCCAACUCUACACAGUGUUCUUAUUCGUCUUUGCGUACGCGUUACCACUCGUGAUUAUCGCAUUUGCUUACACUCGUGUCGCACUCAAACUAAGGGAGCAAUCAAAUCGCAUCGAGAAGAACAAACUGGCUAGCGGGAUACCAUCAUCUUCUAAAUAUAACUGGUCAAAGACUGUCACCAUGACAGCCAGGGAUGAGAUAAGUGCGGAUAUGACGUCAUCCCCGCAUAAUGGAUCUGCCAAAGACCAAUGCGUAGCCAAGGAGUACAGAGAGUCUAUUAAUGACAGGACGACGUCACACACAGUGCCUCUCACGAUAAACCCGCAGAAAGAGGCGCGAAGGCUCGCGCGCAGCACAAGGAUCACGAAAAUGUUAGUGACGGUGGUGCUCAUUUACGCAUUGUGUCUCUUACCCAAUCAGGUGCUAUGGCUGUGGAUGGAGUUUGGGACUGGGAAUGAGUUUGAGCACAUGAACACGCUGUUAACCUUUACAGGGAUGUUGGUGUACAUCAAUAGCAUCGUAAAUCCGUUUCUGUACGCAGGACUGAAUGACGAGUUUAAAAAGGGAUUUGCGAGACUGCUCUGCUGUAAAGGCAAAUAUCUCAAGUCCAUUGCGUAGUAUUGCUUUCAUAGCUUAGUAAAAUAGGAUUGUUGUCGUGGGUCAAGGUUUAUUUGAAAAUCCAUCAUAAGAGAUACGGAACAUAUCCUCAAUUAUCCACAUCUCAUUGAUAUAUUUAAAGAAUCAAAAUGGUUUGAACCUGAGGAAGGCGGGAAAUUGGAAACGUGACGCGAAAACUAAAUCCGCAGCUUAUGACGCAGCCCCUUUAAGGCGAGUAAGACGGUGUGCACUUCAGCUUCAAGAAAGGGUAAACAAAUUGUUCUUACGUAUUUUGAUAAGGGGGACGUCUCUUUAAAAUUUAAAACAAACGAAACGAAAGUCUAGGUAUAUUAUUGAAGGUAUAAUACUGAAGAAAUGAAUUUGGCGGCGGAACUUUUAUGAAGCUUUUAUGUGUAGAUCAUUCAAAGCAGACCGUUGUAACUAGAAUUCAUUAAAUUAUUAUUGACUUUCAAGUGCGCAAGGAUAGCCUAUCCUUAUGUGAGGGUGCGAUGCACAUCUCAAUUGACUUUCUAGGAGCUAAUAUAGAGUAUAAUAAGUAACCUGUAAACAUUCAAAAUGUAUUUUACAGGGUUGGGACACAAGUGCCGACCAAAACGAAAAAAAAGCCUUCAGGCCAACACUUUUAAGUGUUAAAACCUUAUUGCAGCAACAAAGCCCCGUGCAAAUGGCCCCAGUAUCGACAGGCUUCGCUCGAUUGUAAGAGCAUUUGUAGGUCCAGCAAUGCUUAAGAUUAUCUCGCCAAACUCUUACCUCUAGGAUUAAAUCCCAUCUUGCGCAUUUGACUUAGAAAUCGAGUGAAGGGACCUAGUCAAAGAGAUCAAGUUUGAAAGAAAAUAAAUAUUUUAGAUCGCAAUACCUCAGGUAAAAAAAAAAUAAGGGUAUAGAGGUAUAAUAACGUCAGGUAGAAGGACUGUCCUGGAUUCUAGGGAUACCUGUACAAUAGACUAUUAUUUGUAAAACAGAUAGUAAAUAUCAGAAAAACUAUAA